GACUACUUCCUGCACCACGACAACUGGAUCCACGGCCCCGGCUCGUGCAAGCUCUUCGGCUUCGUCUUCUACACCAACAUCUACAUCAGCAUCGCCUUCCUGUGCUGCAUCUCGGUGGACCGCUACCUGGCCGUGGCCCACCCGCUGCGCUUCGCCCGCCUGCGCCGCGUCAAGACGGCCGUGGCCGUGAGCUCGGUGGUCUGGGCCACGGAGCUGGGCGCCAACUCGGCGCCCCUGUUCCAUGACGAGCUCUUCCGCGACCGCUACAACCACACCUUCUGCUUCGAGAAGUUCCCCAUGGAGGGCUGGGUGGCCUGGAUGAACCUCUACCGCGUCUUCGUGGGCUUCCUGUUCCCCUGGGCCCUCAUGCUGCUGUCCUACCGCGGCAUCCUGCGCGCCGUGCGGGGCAGCGUGUCCACCGAGCGCCAGGAGAAGACCAAGAUCAAGCGGCUGGCGCUCAGCCUCAUCGCCAUCGUGCUGGUCUGCUUCGCGCCCUACCACGUGCUCCUGCUGUCCCGCAGCGCCGUGCACCUGGGCCGGCCCUGGGACUGCGGCUUUGAGGAGCGCGUGUUCCCCGCCUACCACAGCUCGCUGGCCUUCACCAGCCUCAACUGCGUGGCCGACCCCAUCCUCUACUGCCUGGUCAACGAGGGCACCCGCAGCGACGUGGCCAAGGCCCUGCACGACCUGCUGCGCUUCCUGGCCAGCGACAAGCCCCAGGAGAUGGCCAACGCCUCCCUCACCCUGGAGACCCCGCUCACUUCCAAGAGGAGCACCGUGGCCAGGGUCACGGCCGCCGGCUGGGUGGCAGCUCCGAUCUCCCAGGAGGACCAGGUGCAGCUGAAGAUGCUGCCACCGGUGGCGCAAUGAACCUCAGGUCGCUCAGAGACGCACCCCCUGCCCCGCCCCUAAAUUCAUCCCACACCCUGGCCCCUCUUGCUCUGGUGCAUGCCGAUUGUAUGUAAAUAAGGCCAUGUGACUAAUCGUGUGAAUAUAAGAAAAGAGGAA
This is a messenger RNA of Myotis lucifugus (little brown bat), 1008 nucleotides long. It is a transcript of the gene GPR4, whose product is annotated as G protein-coupled receptor 4. Gene Ontology annotation, biological process: G protein-coupled receptor signaling pathway. Gene Ontology annotation, molecular function: G protein-coupled receptor activity. The transcript has a single exon. Gene Ontology annotation, cellular component: membrane. Bases 298 to 870 code for a protein of 190 amino acids. The record is from RefSeq and is a predicted model, not a curated record. Lineage: Eukaryota; Metazoa; Chordata; Mammalia; Chiroptera; Vespertilionidae.